Sesamum indicum (sesame) is the source of this 875-nucleotide messenger RNA. RefSeq lists its product as uncharacterized. The record is from RefSeq and is a predicted model, not a curated record. Gene Ontology annotation, cellular component: chloroplast thylakoid membrane; chloroplast inner membrane. NCBI's taxonomy places the organism in Eukaryota, Viridiplantae, Streptophyta, Magnoliopsida, Lamiales, Pedaliaceae.
UUUUUCCUAAUAAUAAUAUCUGAACGCCACGUCGCCGAUAGCCAUCUUCGGUUUCAUCGACACGAAGAAGAAAACCUUUUCACCUCUCUUUCCUUCUCAACUUUGAUUUCCUCACACACACACACUCCAUUUUCUCUGAAAUCUCUGCAGAAUGACAGCUCUAUCCAAUUCUUUUGUGAUUUCCCAAUGCCCUUCCCUCCAUUUCUCAUCCGACCGAUGUGUAUGGCCCACGAACUUGGCGUUUGCUUUUAACUGCAAAAGGAAAUCAUCCACCCAAAGAAAGGGACUCGUUGUUCAAGCAAGUUAUAGUGACAGUGGAAGACCAAGCAGCGCUAGCAUCUUUGUUGGCGGCUUUAUUCUAGGAGGACUGAUAGUCGGGACACUUGGUUGCGUAUAUGCACCUCAGAUCAGCAAAGCUUUAGCUGAUACCGACAAAAAGGAUUUGAUGAAAAAGCUGCCCAAGUUUAUCUACGAUGAAGAAAAAGCUCUAGAGAAGCAGCGCAAGAAAUUGGCUGAGAAGAUUGACCAACUCAAUGCUGCUAUAGAUAAUGUGUCCAGUCAGUUGCGAUCAGAAGACCCCCCAAGCGAAGGAGCAGUUAGCGCAGACGACAUUGAAGCUGUUGUCUAGACUGUGUUUGUCAUUUACAACUGGACCUCUUAUGUACUUGUUGCAUAAUUCCGAUGAAAACUAUCCUCUGAGAAUGCCAUUUUCUCUGAGACCUUAAUUGUCUAUGAUCUGAGAAUUUUAACUUCUUUUCACUAGUUUCUUCUCAUUGGUUAAUUGUCGGUCAAUGCUGAAGUUUGUAGAUUGAAGACGGAUAAGUAGUAAGUUGGUAAACUUGAGAUGUUUUUGCAUAUAAGUGGCUCUUCUAUAA